Molecule: messenger RNA, 1444 nt
Organism: Fragaria vesca subsp. vesca
Lineage: Eukaryota; Viridiplantae; Streptophyta; Magnoliopsida; Rosales; Rosaceae
Exons: 1
Coding region: 155-1444 (429 amino acids)
Biological process (GO): auxin-activated signaling pathway
Source: RefSeq, a predicted model, not a curated record
CUUUCUCUCCAUUCUCUGUCUACACUAGACAAAACCAUCGAUUGCUUUUUCUCUCUUUCACCCAGAAACUUGUUCCUUUGUUUUCUCACUCUGUGCAGCUUUUGAACCUCUCACUCUUGUUCCUUGUUUCAUUUUGUCACUCUCAUCGAUAACAAUGUCAAAGUGGGAUAGCCCUUCUUUCUCUUCUAGUCUUUUGGAUAAAAUUUACCACUCAAUUGACGACGGCGAGAGGCGAGGUGAGGACGUGAAGUUUUACGGCGAGACGAAGACGACGGCAUUGCCGAAGAGAAACAGCAAAAGCGGGAGAAAUAUUGCUGUGGAGGAGGAGAUGGCGGCGAUUCGCAGAGCUUGUUUGAUUGAGAAAUGGAUUGAGAAGAAGGCAAAGGAGAAGGCCGAGGCAGAACGGAGGAGCAGGAAAUUGGAGAGGGAUCAUGAUGACAGUGUGUUUUUCAGUUCAAAUUCAUGCUCUUCCGAGUCGAGUUCCGGCGGAUUCUCCUCGUCGGACGCUGAGUCCAUGUAUGGCUCUCGCCCGCAGAGGGCGUCUUGUUUUGUUCCUUCUCUGUGGCCGAAGCCGAUUCGGACUCGACCGGUGAAAACAGAGGAGAAGAAAACAGAGAAGAAACAGAGUGCUCUGUCUCGUCAACAGAGAGAUUUUUGCUUGCUUGAUGAUUAUACUCAGAGUCGGAUCACAGAUCGUACUAUGAAGUUGGAAGAAGCUACGAUCAAGUCCAAAUCAAGGGCAUUGAAGCUCUACGACAAUCUAAAGAAGGUGAAGCAGCCAAUCUCUCCUGGCGGUCGCGUUGCGAGUUUUCUCAAUUCUCUCUUCACAACAGGGCAAGUCAAGAAGAGCAAGGGCUCAUCAUCAGUUUCAGGGUAUGAAGAAACAGAGAGGAGAAUAUAUUCACUGCAGGGCCCAACGUGUUCUUCUGCUUCAUCAUUUUCAAGGUCAUGUCUAAGCAAAAACUCACCCAGCACAAGAGAAAAGUUGCGCAAUGGGGUUAAGAAAUCGGUCCAAUUCUACCCGGUAAGUGUUGUAGUUGGCGAGGAUCGUCAACCGCAUAGCCAAAAGUGCGUGUACGAAGAACAAGACGCACAUCUUAUGCCUGUAACUGUGCCGACGGCAUGGAAAAUCGGUCGAUCUCGGUCGAGAAGAACAGAGGAAGAGAUCGUCAAGCUUCGAGUAUUGGAGAAAAGCAGGCAAGCAGAAGAAGCAGCCCGGGAGUUUCUGAAAGACCACCGUCGCAACCAAGCUAAGAAUGAGUCUUUAUUCAGUAGAGACUAUAACAACCAUGAUGAUGAUAUGGAUGAUGAUGAUGCUAGUUGUUCGAGUUCGGAUCUUUUCGAGCUCGAUCACCUUGCGGUGGCCGGAAAAGAAAGGUAUCUGGAAGAGCUUCCGGUGUACGAAACCACUCGUGUCAAAUGUACGAAUCGUGCUAUUUUCUAG